GUGAGGAGAAUGGAAACCAAAUUUGUGCUAAUUGGUCUCAAAAUCAUCCUCCUCCUCUACUCCCUUAUCCUUUGGAUCACCGGGGUGAUCCUGUUGGCUAUUGGAGUCUGGGGAAAGCUUACUCUGGGCAUCUACUUAUCUCUUAUUGCCAGGAACUCCAUAGAUGUUCCCACGGUACUCAUCGGAACUGGCACUAUGAUUGUAAGUUUUGGUCUAUUUGGAUGCUUUGCUGCAUGCCGAGGUGUCCUGUGGAUGCUGAAGCUGUACGCCCUGCUUCUGUCACUGGUGUUCGUGGCUGAGCUUGUUGCUAGCAUUUCAGCACCUCUGUUUCACCAUGAGAUCAAGGACAGCUUCUUGAAGAUUUACACCAACGCUGUGCAGAAUUAUAAUGGCAAAGAUGAGAAGAGCCAGGCGGUGGACCAGGUGCAGAACAGUCUGGUCUGCUGUGGGGUGAAGAACUACACUGACUGGAAAACAAGCCCUUACUUCCUGGACCAUGGCAUCCCCCACAGUUGCUGUAAGGAUCAAAGUGAUUGUAAUCCUCAGGAUCUACACAACCUGACCAUAGCUGCGACCAAAGUUAACCAGAGGGGCUGCUAUAAUCUGAUGAUGGGUUUCUUGGAGAGAAACAUGGGGGUUGUCAUUGGAGUGCUCUUUGCAGCCACAUUCUACCAGUUGAUUGGCAUAAGGCUAUCCUGUUGUCUGUCCCGGUACAUCAUGGCCCAUCAGUAUGAGAUGAUGUGA
This is a messenger RNA of Onychomys torridus (southern grasshopper mouse), 744 nucleotides long. Its product is annotated as tetraspanin-7-like. Bases 10 to 744 code for a protein of 244 amino acids. The transcript has a single exon. NCBI's taxonomy places the organism in Eukaryota, Metazoa, Chordata, Mammalia, Rodentia, Cricetidae. Gene Ontology annotation, cellular component: membrane. The record is from RefSeq and is a predicted model, not a curated record.